Dissoconium aciculare CBS 342.82 is the source of this 4006-nucleotide messenger RNA. RefSeq lists its product as uncharacterized. The transcript has 3 exons. The coding region runs from base 199 to 3891 and encodes 1230 amino acids. The record is from RefSeq and is a predicted model, not a curated record. Gene Ontology annotation, molecular function: cysteine-type endopeptidase activity; protein binding; cysteine-type deubiquitinase activity. Gene Ontology annotation, cellular component: cytosol; nucleus. NCBI's taxonomy places the organism in Eukaryota, Fungi, Ascomycota, Dothideomycetes, Mycosphaerellales, Dissoconiaceae. Gene Ontology annotation, biological process: regulation of protein stability; protein deubiquitination.
CUGCCUGCCUGCUCUAAUUUUGACCCUCUUUUCUCCCCACCUUUCUGUGACGUGGAGCAACUACGGACAACUUUAGAGAGCCUUGCGCAGCGCUACAGCACAAGUGCUACCACCACCGCCAUACGUCUGACGCAAUUGCCUUUCCACAGCAGCAGCCAUGGAUCCACAGGAUUCACCAAAAUACAGAUAGGUAGCGAUAUGUUGGUCGACUCCGAUUACGAUGAGAAACAAUCCUUCAAUGACGACAACGACCCCGUCGCCAUCAUAACACCAGAGGAGGAGACCGCCAUGGAGGACGACCGGGAUGCACCCGUCGAGUCUGCAUUGCCACUGGCAGACGAUCAUGAGGCUAUGAUCAAACGAUACAUGCCUGCGAGUCCCGAAUGUGAAACAUUGGCCGAGGCAAAAUACACCUGGGACAUACAAAAUUGGCGACAGUUACCCAAACGGACAACAGGUCCUGUGUUUGAUUGCGGCGGGAGCCCUUGGCGCGUAUUAUUUUUCCCUGCUGGAAAUGGAGAUAAUGAGAAUGUCUCCUUCUACCUGGAGCAGGGAUUUGGAGAGGAGAAACCGCCAGAGGACUGGUAUGCUUGUGCGCAGUUCAUGUUGGUACUCUCCAACCCAAACGAUCCCACACUCUACCUCCAACACACUGCCAAUCACCGCUUCACGGCAGAAGAAGGCGAUUGGGGUUUUACUCGGUUCGCCGUCAAGACGCGCAUCUUUGCAGCAAAUUUCGACAAACACGAUCGUCCUCUAGUCGAGAAUGAUUGCGCGCGCAUGACCGCAUAUGUUCGUGUCCUCAAGGAUCCCACAGGAGUCCUCUGGCACAACUUUGUCAAUUACGACAGCAAGAAGGAGACGGGCAUGGUUGGAUUACGGAAUCAAGGCGCCACAUGCUAUUUGAACUCGCUUCUUCAAUCACUAUAUCUCACAGGCGCAUUCCGAAAGGCGAUAUACCAGAUUCCCACGGACGACGAGGAAGAGAAAGCAGGCUCAAAUUCAGCAUAUGCUCUGCAACGGUUAUUUUAUCGUCUACAAACCGACCCGGUCGCGGUCUCGACUGCUGAACUCACACACUCCUUUGGUUGGGAGAGUCGACAAAUUUUCGAACAACAGGACGUGCAAGAACUCUCUCGAAUUCUUAUGGAGAAGAUGGAGACCCGCAUGAAAGGCACUGAAGCAGAGAAUGCUUUACCCAACAUGUUUGUGGGAAAAAUGAAAACCUACCUCAAAUGUAUCAACGUCGAAUACGAAAGCAGCCGCAUUGAGGAUUUCUGGGACUUGCAGCUCAACGUUUCGGGAUGCAAAAGUCUCGACGACAGCUUCCGGGACUACGUGCAAGUUGAAACCUUGGAAGGGGAAAACAAAUAUCAGGCCGAAGGAUUUGGUCUGCAAGACGCAAAGAAAGGCGUCAUUUUCGAAAGCUUUCCGAACGUCCUUCACUUGCAACUGAAACGAUUCGAGUACGACUUCCAACGGGACGCGAUGAUGAAAGUCAACGACCGAUAUGAAUUUCCGGAAGUUUGGGAUGCUUCACCUUACCUCGACGAGUCGGCGGACAAAUCAGAACCAUACAUCUAUCACCUACACGGCGUAUUAGUGCACUCGGGUGAUCUGAAUGCUGGUCAUUAUUAUGCAUUCCUGAAGCCUGAAGAGAAUGGUGACUUCUACCGUUUCGACGAUGAUCGAGUCACUCGGGCGACCAAACGCGAAGCUAUCGACGACAACUUUGGCGGAGAUUAUGGAGCAUCACCUGGCACAAAGGGUCAAAACCCUUACACGCGGCAAUGGUCAACCAAACGGUCCAACAACGCAUACAUGCUGGUCUACGUCCGGGAAAGUCGAGUGAACCAAAUCAUUCUCCCUCUAGAUGCCGUUCAACCACCUGAGCACCUCCCAAGUAGAAUCGCGGAGGAGCGAGCUGCUACAGAACGUCGUCGGAAGGAGAAGGAGGAGGCUCAUCUGUACAUGAAUGUCUUGGUCGCUUCUGAGGCGAAUUUCAAAUCGUACCGAGGGACCGAUUUGAUCCCAUGGAGUCUGGACGAUGUCAAUGACCCGGCCGUUCCAUCGCAGCACCGGGUCUUGCGAAGCACCACUGUUGCCGACUUUACUACUUAUAUUGCUCAACAGCAAGGCAUCGAUCGGGAUUUGAUUCGUCCUUGGAUCAUGGUGAAUCGGCAAAAUGGUACCGUGCGACCCGAUCAUCCACUCAUGUGGGCUGAUAUGACCCUGCAAGAAGCAUCGGACAAGUUCAGCACCCGGACUGCCAGUUUCCGAGUUUUCAUAGAAGAGACACACCGCGAUGCAGACGGCGUCCCGGUAUGGUUGAACGAUGAAGCCAUCCCAGCAGCACCGACGAUCGCAGGAGGUGUACCACAAUCUCACAAGCCUAUCAUCAUUUUCCUCAAGUAUUUCGACGUCGAUCAGCAGUCCCUCCAGGGUGUGGGUCACAUUUACAUGAACCAGCUGGACAAAGUGCAAGAUCUCGCGACACCAAUCUUGGAACUGAUGGGCUGGGAAGCCGGUCAAGUCAGCAUCGAGUUGUUCGAGGAGAUCAAGCAGAAUUACGUGGAGCCUAUGAAGCCCAAACAAACUCUACUUGCAUCGGAAAUUCAGGAUGGAGAUAUCAUUUGCUUCCAAAGACACCUCAGCGAUGAAGAAAAGGAGGCCUCACGACAGACUAACCCUACCGCGUCUCUCACCGCACCGGCUUACUAUGAUUACCUACUGAACCGCAUUUUUGUCAACUUCACACCCAAAGUCAUUCCGGUGGCUAACCUUGAAUUGCAAAAUGAAGCCGACGACAAAUUCACCCUUGCCCUGUCGAAGAAGGAUACAUAUGAUGCUAUUGUACAAAAAAUUGCUGACCAUCUCACUUCUGUCAAUGCCACUCCUGUCGAUUCUUCACAUAUCCGCUUGACGACGACCAAUUCUCAAACAGGCAAACCGCGUACAGUCGUCAAACGCCAACAGGCCGCAACUGUGAACACCAUCCUUCUCGGCACCAGCGCAUACGGUGGUUACGGCUACAACAGCAACACAUCCACACAGGCUCCUGACCACCUCUUCUAUGAAGUCCUCGACAUGAGCCUCGCCGAUCUGGAGCAACGCAAGAAUGUCCGCAUCAUCUGGCUUUCCGAAGGCAUCACCAAAGAAGAGCCGAUUGACAUUCUCGUGCACAAACAAGCCCAAUUUUCCACCGUCCAAGAGAGCCUCAUCAAACGCCUCGAAGCCACCGCCACAGCUGCCGCAACCGCUGCGACCCCCAACACGCCCGAUACCGCUACUGCUCCAUCUCCCACGACCGCGACCUCCCAACAACCGUCCACAUCUGCCAUCGCCGCCACCACCAGUCCCACUCCGUUCGCCCCACCCAACAUCCGCUUCUACGAAGUCCACUCCAACAAGAUCUACAAAACCCUGCCCCUCACCCACGCCGUCCUCGGCGUCAACGAAUUCCUCACCAUCUACGCCGAACGCAUUCCCGCGGACGAAUACCCCUACGUGCAAGAGCAGAUGCUCAAAGACCUCGGCGCCCUCGACAGCGGGAGUUCCCUCCCACCAGGAGACCGUCUCAUCCACGCCUUCCACUUCGAAAAGGAGCCCACCAAACCCCACGGCGUCCCCUUCGUGUUCCUGAUGAAGGCCGGCGAGGUCUUCAAGGAGACCAAGGAGAGGCUGAUGAAGCGCACGGGCAUCAAGGGGAAAAACUUCGAGAAGAUCCGUUGGGCGGUCGUCAAGGGCGCUACCAACCCCGGGAGGACAGUCUGGAUCGAAGACGAUGACAUCCUCUCCGACAAACUCCGCCCUGAAGAUCAGCUCGGCCUGGAACAUCCCAACCGUACGAGGAACAACUGGAUCCGCUAUGAGAGCUUGAAUAUUCGAUGAUUGGUCGAUUUCGAUCUCGAUCUUCCCGUCGUCGUCGUCGGCAGAGAUGACUUUGGGUGCGAAGCUAGAGGACGAGGUGAUUUGGCUUUGAGAGGAGGGAGGGAGGGACGUGUGG